Hydatigera taeniaeformis is the source of this 6699-nucleotide messenger RNA. The record is from the annotation of a GenBank genome assembly. NCBI's taxonomy places the organism in Eukaryota, Metazoa, Platyhelminthes, Cestoda, Cyclophyllidea, Taeniidae.
AUGCUUUGCGUCUAUCCCCCCAUAAAUGUCAGCAACUCGCUGAUUGAAAGGAGCGACUUGCAGGACUCAGAUGUCGACACCGAAACCACUUCGGACACAGCUCGACUUACGGUACAUGAGGACGAGGUGGAGUUCUACUGGCCUCUCGCCUACUCCACAUGCUAUCCCGUCUGGCAGGCGGCUUGUGUGUUAAACACACCAUUCUAUGCCUAUCCUCUUAAAUUGUGGGCAGAUCCGAAUUACGUUGCCCAGCGUGAGCUUGCCCUCCUUGCAGCCACCAUCUUUGGUGAAGAUACAAGACGCAGCAGUGAAAUGACCACACCGAACGCCCUAGAGCCAGCGGGUGGGGAACCCAAAGCACAAGUGCAUAUUCCAAAGGAUGAGAUGGUUUUGGCGUCAAAAUCACUAAUGGAGUUGGACGCCACCUGUGAUAAGCGAGUGGGCGCCCAACUUCAGGGUAUUGGCAAAAAAAGAGGCACAAAGGUAUUAGAACGGGUCAAAACAAAGCUAUCUCUACUGACGAACUUCGAACAGAAGAUCAGGAAAAAGCGACCUGUUGUCGAGAAAACGAAAUCAGAAUCUACAGAGUCGUUCACAGAGGCUCCAAUACAGGAAGCAUAUUUCACUGACGAUGAAAUGAACAGUGCGCUACUUCUUCUUGAUCAUCAGUUCGGUAGCAGUAACAAAACGGCUCUACGAGUAGCAGAAGCUCUGAAUCGUGGAAAAGUGGCACUGCGAAAACUCCGAGUCUAUUUGGGUGAGGAAGGAGCAGCUGCCUUUUUGCGGACCAUCACAAAACCACGUUGGCUUAUGACUCUGCUAUCGAAUGCUUUGGGUUCCAUGAAGUCUGCUCUGAAAUGUAUCGACAUUUACCGAAGGUCUGAAGUUGGAUCCAGUGAAUACAAAGAUGUUACUGCAAGGUUGGUAGAAGUAGCAGGAAACGAAAAUUUCAUAAAAGCCUUUGUGCAGAAAUUUGGAGCCUUAAGAGAGACUGUGGCAAAUCGUUUAAUGGAACAGCUAAAAAUGAGUGCGGACGAGGUAGAUCAGAUCAUUGUGGGCUGCCUCAGUGGCGCAAAUAUUCCAAUGAGGAGGAUAGAGGGCCUCACCGGGGCAAACGCGGAGGUUAUUCAAGGACUACUCAAUGCUGUCAAGCACUGCGACGAGGAGGAGGUGGAAACGUACGUGGAAGUUCUCGUGGAUUGCAUUGCCGGAAAGCUGAAAACUGAUGAGGAGACGGCGGAAAGGCUAGCCCGUAUUCAGAAGCACCAGUCUGAAUUGGAACAGCAGAUUCAAAAGCAUCAGCAAGGUUUACAGGAAUCUCGUCACGGGCGCAAAUCAGCUAUCAUUAUUACAAUGCCUACCGAAGAGCAACAGCAACAACAACAACAACAACAGCAACCACAACCGCUUUACAGCGUCGAAGCAAGGCCUCCCGAAACAAGCCCAGCUCGUCAGGAUAAGCGAAAAGGUAAAAAGAAAGGACUCAAAGGCGCUGCCAAAGAUGAAAGGGUAAAAAGGGAGGUUCGGAAAGAAUCGAAGCAAAUGGCACCAAUGAUGAGGAUGCAAGAAGCAAAAAAGGCAGCCGAAGUAGUGGAAGAAGAGAUGAUGGGGGAGGAUGAAAUGACACUUCCUUCCUUUGAAUCUACUGUAUUGGACGAUUUGUCAAGUCAGGUCAACUCAAGCGAUGAAUUUCCCCACCGCAGUCGAAGUAUGACCGUGGGAUCUUUGUUAUCGAUGGAGGUGGGUCUCAUGAGCCCUUCAUGCGAAACACCUGAACUAGUCAAACUACACAUUGGAAUCAACAAGUGCUUAGCAAUGAGUUUGGGGGUCGAUUUACCAGAACAGACGUCUUUGGAGCUGCAGCAGUUAGUAGCUGGAAGAACUGAAGAGGCAAAACUCGGUCCUUCGGAAGUCCCUGUGACAACAGAUGAGCUGAUAAAUCUUCCCUUGGAGGCCUACAUUGUUGAUGAGGAACCGGGCAAUAUCAGUGAUAUUCUGCAUCCGGAAGACCUUCGUUUGAUUGACGCAAGACUAAGUAAACGUGUGUGGGAGUUGGAAAAUGCCGUAGAAUGUGAGGGUUUCUUAGAACCUGACAUUGGACUAGAACCCAAUCGCAUUGUGCUUGUCCUCCUCCGCUCCGCCAUCAGUGCAACAACUGCUCAACUGUUGGAAAUGAUCAACCACGUUAAUACUCUUUUGAAGCACUUUGUAAUUGUGGAGAAUGUGAAGGAGACCGUGAGGUAUAUGUGGGACUUGCUUUUUCGAAAGAUAGCCGCCGAGUUGCGCAGUGGUGAAUAUGAAGCUGGUGAGAAGACUAUAUACUUGGAAGCUGGUCGGCGCAUAAUUAAGCAACUCAAACAGUUGGGCGUCAAUACAUAUCACUACGUGUCCUAUCUUGAGGCCUCUGUAAUGCGAAAAUCUGUAAGUGAUGCAAUGGCCGUACACAAAGACCUCUUUCCCGGAACCUCAGUGGUUCCCAACAUCGAUCUUGGGGAGCUGCUUAAAGCUGUCGAGGAAGGUAGCUUGAAGCGCCUAUCUAGCUUAAAAGAGACUACCCCAACCUUCCAUUUCGCCAUCAAAGAAGCCGUAGAAGAGACCGAAUCCACUUAUUCGACGGCUACUCUAUAUACAAGCGAAAGGAAAAACAAAUCACCCUCCCCAUCUCCUACUGCUUCGAUUGCUGUUUCAAUGGAACUUACAGAGACAGAGAAACAGCCAACCUUCACCGAAGAGGAGCUAAGUUCCGAAUCUAGUGAUUCUGAGAUGGUGUGGUCACCUAGCAGGACUGCCGCUGGGAGACAGCUUGUAGACGUGGAAUCAUUUGAAGACGUGACAGAAGAUGUGUUAGCGAAACGACUCUUUGAAGCCUAUGGAGGCGAAAUGCAGACGACUCGACCGAGUUUGAUAAAGAUGGCACGAGAGAUGGUAGAAAACUCGAUGAUUUUUGAUGCAGCAGAGUUGAGAUCUUUACAAAGCACUGACCUGGAGAAUGUAGACGAAGCAGAGUUGGAGCUUGCAGUAGCCAAAGUUAUGCAAAAGUUGGAAGAUGAGGAGGCAGCAGCGAAACUCUUACGGGUGGCAACUCCUGAGAUCGAAGAGGUGGAGACACUGGAGAUGAGGAUGGCUAGAGCUCGUACCCUCCUUGCACAAAGACGAACACGCACGACUGAAGAAGAGUCAUCCAAGGAAGUAGAGCCUGUAUCCCUCACUCCUCCUCUGCCUCCCUACCAUGCGGAUGUGGUAAAACACCAGCUACAGAAUAUCAUUGAGGAGUUGGAAUUGAGCCGAAGAAGUCAACAAGAUUUAAACACCCUUGAGAGGAUUUUGUGGCUUACUUUGCCCGAAAAUGUGGCCGACCGUUAUGAACUGUUUGUGCGUGUCGCAGACUUGCAAAGGUACAAUUUUAAGGCCAAGCACUCUCCAUCUAGACGCGGUCAAUUUUCGACUGAAGCGCUAAAGUCUCUUCUCGAGUCAAUUUUGGUGGAUGUUACUGACCUAUUAACUCUGCUUGACCCCGAAUUUGAGAUUGAAGAUGAGCAACGAUAUACCAUUUACGAUCAACUGAGAACAAAUCUCGAUGUGCUUUGUUGGUUCCAGCUCGAUAUCGAUGGGUAUGAGGAGCAGUUGCAGUCGUACUUGCGUUACAUACCUCAAUCUCUGGCAAAAUUUGUGGACGCGGAAACACCCCAACCAUGGCAUAAGGUUACAAUUCAAGGAACUGAGGCGGACAAAAGUGUGGGUAAUGUUGACUCAGAGGAGGAAUUUGCCGAAAUGCCAAAUGAAGCGAUUCAUUUUGCACCACUGGCUGAUUCACUUACUGAGGAAAUCAAGGAGCGCAUGCAUGAUAGGAAUUUCGAAGGCGAAUUGUUUAGUGAACUCUCGCCAACGCAGAAGCAGGCCAACAAAUUAGUGGCGUACAUGAAUUGGCGAAGGAAGAAAAUUGAAAUGACUGGGACCACGGCACGAUGUCUUUUUUCCAUUGCACCCGAAAUCGUGAAUCAAGACAGGAACAUCUUCCUUGAAGUCAUCAAACUUGUUGAUGUUCAGGCCCUCAGUGCCGAAGGUGCAACACUGUUUGUCAGUAGUACACUGCAAGAUCUGCUAGAUCUAAUGUUGAUAGUGCUCAACAAAGACGACUUUCAGAAGGACGAGAGACAAAUGGCUUACAACCAGUGUCGUGCCAUGAUGGAAGUUUUGCAAUGCUUCAAAGUUCCAAUUAAGGAAAUCAAGAGCAACUUCGAUGAGAUUUUUGUGGAUGGGAAUUUUCCCACCAUCAGUGAUGAUUGCGCGAUUGAGAAAAAUUCAAAGAUUUGCAAUUUCGUUCAUACCAAAGUGACAUUUGAUGGCAUUGCUUGUCAGGUGCUGGAUGACUUGGUUUACUGUCAUCUAGACUUCUUCGUUGAUCUGCCUCAAGCCUGUGUACACGAACUGCCAUAUGAAGUAUUGGAUGGUAUUGGUGGUCGACUUCGGAUCGAGGAGACUGAACGUGAACCCCUUAAAAGCUACCUCAAACACAUUGAUGAACAGGCGUUUGUUGAUCAAGACAGGUACGACUUUGAAAGGACCAGAGCACUGGCUGUCCACGCUUUAAGACUUCACCCUCAAGAUGUGAAUGAGAUUGUGAAAGGCCAAAUAGAGGUGCAUGCACUGGAGGAGCAAAAACGUAGAUUACAAGAAGAGAGCAAGGCAAGAGCGGAAUCCGUCCCUGAAUUUGAGAAGAUCAUAGACAGAUGGCUGUCGGAGGUGGUCCAGCCCACCGCAAUUCCUUCAGCAAAAGUGCUACCACAGGAAACUGGAGUGGAAAUGCGUCAACAGAAGGAGACGUUAGCACCUGGUCACCCGGCUCCAGGGGAAGGCUCAUUGGAAGAAAAGAAACCUCAAAUGAAGAAGGAAUUCACCACACCGAUUACACCAAAGCAGAAAAUGGAAGGUUGGAUGCAAUUUAUUACAGAGAAUGAGCCGAUUGCACUAAAAAAUAGGCUAAAAUUUGAUUGCUUGUCUUCUAAUCCACACUACUUAAAUUACUGCCUGCUUACAUUCUAUUCUUACCCAAUUCCCUUUUUCAAGAAAGAUGUGUUGAAACUACUGGAGAAAAAUGAAAAGCUAGAGAUUCAAAGGGAAAAGUUCGCGCGACACCUAGCAGCUGUAGAAGCGGCUAAGAAGAAAGUGAGUCUCAUACCUCGAAAUUGGUUAAAAGGGCAGAAAAUCCCUAUGCGAAGAAUAACGCAUCCGGUUUUAUUUCAGCUCUCUGUUAUCUAUGAGAGACUGGGAGAUGUGUCCGCCACAGCAAAGAGGAAGGCCUAUGACCAGACCUCGAAGUUGAGAAAAGAGGAGGAACAGCAUUCACGGAAGAAACUAAAAUCACAGGAGGGCGAGGAAACUUUUAUUGCCCCAACAAAAUCAACUCGUACUAAGGAGUCGCUUAAGAGGGUAUCAAGAAUUGCUAAAGCACGAAAGGAUAAAACGUUGAUAAAGAAAAAGUCAGAAGUUAAAAGUACACCUCGAGAACAGCUCUCAUUAUUACCUUCGUCGCAUCUUCCUCCAUUGGAGCUUAAAAUGGCCACAAUGGUGCGUGAAAUUCUACCUCCAGUUAUUCACAAAUUUGCCGAGAUAGAAAGCAUUUACAGUGUUUCACCACUAUCGCCGCCUCCGCCUUCUCCUCCACAUUCUGGUCGUACGAGACUCCCUCCCCUUUGGCAGGACCAGCAGAUACGAUGGAGAAAUAUUUUCUUACGUGAAAAUCAGUUUAACGAGGUCAACAUACCAAAGGUGGAGGUGAUUAAACCCAUAGACAUGACAAUAAAGAAUAUUCAACCGUUAAAGUCAGUCAGAGCACGCAAACACUGUGUUGAAGAGCGAGUGAAUCACGUGGCACGAGUAACCGAGCCUGCAACGACAAUGACUAGUGAAACCUUAAAGUCGAUUUCAGUUGAAGACGGACUACCGAAGAGAAUGGCACAUUGGUUCAAUCGAAUUAGCCGAAAGGAAACCAUGCGUAGGAAGAACAUUAUUCUUUCCUCACUAAGUCGAAGUGUGUGGCAAGAAAUCCCUGACUUACAGGCGGCUAUACGAUUUCCGCGGCCUUCAAUGAUCACCUCCGAAGGAAAAGAAUCAGCAGAGGUGGGAGAGCAACUACAAGAAUUGUCGUGGCUACCAGUUUCACAUGUGGAAGCAAAUCAUCGCUUCAUCACGGAUGAAUUAAGAAUAAAUUUGAUUUUGAAACGGCUUAGAAUGCAGCUAGAUACCCAUGAUCUGGUUGAGGUGAUGAUUGAUCUGCACACCGGCCGAGCGAGCAAGAAGACAAAAGAAAUUGUGGAGAACAUCUAUACAACAAUUAAGGACCAAAAGUACACGCACUUAUCGGAUGAGGCGGCGGAGAAGUGUCGACCGCAGUGUCGUCCAAGCGACUUGUCAUCGGUGGAGUGGAAACGAAUUGGAGCUGAUGUGCGCUCCGCCCAUCCCUCUGAUGAACAUUCGUUUCCAGGCUAUUUUACUGCCGAUAGCAUAGGAGAUGGCAAACGUGCUCACUGUGAGCAGGAGAAAAUGGCUGAACUGGGGUCCUUCCGCACUGACCUUACCUUCAGUAGGGUCAAUCGACGUGCCAACAUAAUUGGACGUGUUCGCACCUAUGUGCAGGAGAGAUGUAAGUUCUCUUAUAACCCUCGUCCCAAGCAUCGUUUCCUAUUUCUUACUAAAUAA